CGCAGUUUCCUUGCUACGGGGCCGUUUAAGAGUUUGGAUACUAUCAAUGGAGGAGAUGGAAUAUCUGUCUCAGAAGGUAUUAAACCCAUCUGUUGCUGAGACUGUUCAUGAAAUCUCUGUAUCAUGUACUCAUGUAACUUGCUAUGGAAAUAUAGUGCCUUACUCAACUGAUGAUAACAGCAACCCUAAUUCCAUACAGUCCAGAAGUUGUUCAUUGCAUUCUACAGCUGAUGCUAAGAUGGGCUUUGAAGAACCUAGCAAAACAGUAAAUGGAGAAAAGCAUUCAAGCAUUUGGAGGCUCUCUGAAGUGACCUGUCAAAGAAAGGAAGAAACAGCAAGAGCUACAACUGGACCAGCAGAAAGCAAAUGCUUAAGGAAUACAUAUAUUUCAGGAUUAAAUAAUGAACUACAUAGAGAAUGUAUCGUCCCUGAGACUCAAAAACUCAAAGAUGUUGUAAACUGGACAGAAUUGUUUCUUGAUCAGUCUCCCGUUGGGGAUAGCAUACAGGAAAGUAGACAGUCUGUCUUGGAUCAUUGCAUACUAAAAAAGAUGGUUCAAAAUAGCAGGGGCAAAGCUAGCAUAAAUAAAAGGCCUGACACUUUUGAUCUGAAGCUAUUACAUGCCAAUAUUUUAAGCAGUUCUGUAAUCUUUGAAAAUAGUUCAGAGAAUUUUGAACAAGAAACUCCUGGGACCUUGGUAAAUAAUAAUACUUUAUGUCCUCCCAGCAUAAUUUUAAAUUCUGUCCAGGCAGCUAAGCAUGGAAAUGAAAGACCAGAUAUUAUAAUUUCCACCAAGAUUUGGGAGGAAUGUAUAGUAAAUAAUUCCAAGCAUAGCACUACAAGAGAAACCAAUUUGCAGAACAUUCAUCUUGCAUCCAACAGAGAUGAUUCAUGUAUUCCUCUAAGGGAUUUGCAUAAAAAUGAAAGCUAUUUUUGGGCUCCUCUCAGUGACAGUUCAGAUGAAGAGUGGACAGAUACAAAGAAAAAUAAUUUAAAGUGGCCAACUGUAGACAGCAAAAAACACAAAAACCUUGCUGACAGUGCUAAUUUUGACAAUCCAGCUAAUAUGAAAUAUUUCAGUUUAUCAAUGCCAGAAGACAAAUUUGCCUUAAAAAUAAUGCCUGACAGUUGUGAAAAGUGGAAUCCAGGAACAGGGAUCUUGGAGAUUCAAGAAUAUAAGUGCAAGAAUUUUACACAGACCCCAAAACAUGAAGACUUCAGUGGAACACAGAAUGCCAUAAAAAGCAACUGUGAAGAGACUAAAAAUGGAAAUAUCGAUUUUCAUUCCAAGUCUAUAAUGAAAAAGGAUAUGUUGAGGGAUCACAUGUCAGAUAUUCAACCUCUAAAGAGAUCCUCAAACCAGAGAAAUGAACCUAAAUUAGAACAAAUGCUGAUGGACAAAAUCUUUAAAGGGAGGAAAAAUACUAGAGAACAGGAAGUUAGUUUUAACAAAACUAGUUGCAAUAGAGACCAAAAAGAAGCAGAAUUAAUAUCUCCAUUGGAAUAUCCAGUUAUGCAAAUUAAGAGCAGCUCUGUGAGUUCAUUACUGAAGCCUUCAGAAAAUAAUAUUGAUAAAAUGGGCUCAGACUCUUUGAAUCUCAGUCAUAAAAACACAAAUAAGAGCAACAGUGACUAUGUUUUGCUAGUUGGGCUGCCCCAGAUCAGUGAUGACAAGGUAGCACAUAAGCUCUCCAAAUAUGAGCCAGGCUCUAUAAAUGAUAAUAUUUCUGUAACUGGUCUCAAAUCAGCAGAUGGUGCUGAAGAGUUCCUCAUUACAACAGUUAAAGGAGAUGGUCAUGAGAAGCUACUUUGCAACAAUACAUUCCCAUUAGAUUUCAGCCACAGUGAUAGUGUUUUGGCUAAAUAUUAUUUUUAUUUGAACUAUCUCAAUAAGUCCAAAAGAUUCCAGAGUGAAAAUGCCAGUCAUUUGUUUUUUUGUCAAGAACAUGAAUUUUUCAAGGAAGCAUAUCAUACUGGACCCUAUUAUUGUAAGAAUGAUAGCAUGUACGAGGAGCAGAUUGAUGAAAAUAUGAAUAAUCUGGGAAUUUCUGAAGGCAAUAAAAGGACUCAGAUUAUCAAACAGCAAAAUCAUUUUGAAGAACAAGUGUUGAAGCCUCUGUUUGCAAGUAGCAGCCCCACAGAAAGACAAAUGGGGAGAACAGGCAGUUUGAAAGACCAGGAAGUUUUUGAAAGCAGGAAAAUAAGCACAAAACGGGCUGGUCCUAAGAAGCAUUGGGAAAGAGCCAGCAUUUCACGCUCGUCUUACACACAGAGAAAACUGAAGCCAAGAUCACAAUGUGUCCAAAGACCUGCAACAGGCAAGAAGUUAAUAAAGAAGAGCAACUCUCAGAGCCAUCCAUCUUCAGGGACAGAAUCUAGGCAGCAGUAUGAAAAUGCUCCUCAAAGUUAUAACAAAUUAAACAUGAAAAGGUACAGGGACUGCAACCUUGUACCAUGGCUGCUGCUUCCUGAUGAAUUGUGGCUUUGUAUCUUUUCCCUGUUGACUCAUAAAGAUAUUUCUCGGAUUUCCCAGGUCUGUUGUCACUUUUAUCAACUAGCAGGAGAUAAGUCCUUCUGGAAGAAGAUUCAGCUUAAAAAUUGCCACUGCUUGAAUGAUGAUUGGUUGAUUAGUUUAGGGAAACACCACCCUGAGUGUUUCACUCUUGAUCAUUGCCAUGAUAAAGAACAGAGAAUUUCUGAGGUUGGGCUAAAGCAAUUCUUCCAGUACUGUGAAGGAUCUCUCAAGGAACUGAAUAUAAAAAACUGCAGUGGUUCUGGAUUUAAAGGGGACAGAGUUCUACUUAAUGCAAGCACCUUUUGCCAUAACUUGGCAGUUGUAGAUAUAAGUUGGACAGGAGCUACUGAUUUAGGACUCAUUGCCCUAGUAGAAGCUUCUAGAAGUUUACAGUGUUUUUCUGCUAAUGGAUGCCAGAUUACCAAUGAUUCAGUAAUUGCCUUGAUUGGAAAGCAUGGAAAAAGCCUUAAGAAACUGGAAAUAUUUGGCUGUCAUGCUGUUACUGACAAAUGCUUGAAAUCAAUUGCUAUGAAGUGUCCAAGUCUAGAGUUUCUGAAUAUUGGCAGAAUUCACAGGAUCACUCAGGACUGUUUGGUGAAACUGGUAAACUCUUUGCAAAAACUAACUAGUCUCAAUGUCACAGGCCUUGAAAUGAUGGGGGAUCGUCUAGUACAUUGUAUUCUGAUGAAGUGUCCUAAACUGGAAUGUUUGGUUCUCAAUUCAUGUGCUCACAUAACUGACAUCAGUCUAAUUGAAAUUAGCACUUACUUGCCAAUGAUCAGGUACCUUGAUGUUAAUGGAUGUAAAGAUGUGACUGAUAUUGGAGUUCAAGCUUUGGCGGGGAAUUGCCAUAAACUUUCUUACCUUGAUUUGAGUUCCACAGCAACAAGCAAAAGAGGGGUUUGUUUGUUGGCUAAUUUCUGCUUUAGUACCCUAGAAUGUCUGAAGCUUAGUUUCUGCAGGAAUAUCUCUGUAGAUGCAGUUGCAAAACUAUGUAAAAACUGCAAAAGAUUGAGAAUGCUUCAUUUAUAUGGUUGCCGCUUUAUACCUGAUUUGGAAUCCAUUAAAAAAGUUAAUAAAACUGUUAAAAUAUUUCAUGACCUGCCAUGCAACUGUGAAGUUGUUAUCUGAGUGAGCGCUCUGUCAAAUCUUUCAGCAAUUGCCUAAUGAAUACUUCAGAGUUUGACUAAGAUUUUUUUUAUGUGGCCAAAAUGGAGAAACUUACCUUUCUCAGAUACUUCCUAUUUGUGUUACUUUCUCUGUCAUCUGUGGAAUAGUCAAAAUGAAGAAAAUCUUGUUAGAGCUGUUUUCAAAAGAUAUUUUCAAAUUAUGUUAAAACAUAAGACAUUUAGAAGGAAUGACAAUGUAUAUGAAAAAUGAGUUAUAUAUACCUAUUCAAACUUGUCCAC
This is a messenger RNA of Python bivittatus (Burmese python), 3924 nucleotides long. RefSeq lists its product as uncharacterized. The record is from RefSeq and is a predicted model, not a curated record. Gene Ontology annotation, cellular component: SCF ubiquitin ligase complex. Gene Ontology annotation, biological process: SCF-dependent proteasomal ubiquitin-dependent protein catabolic process. Gene Ontology annotation, molecular function: protein binding. NCBI's taxonomy places the organism in Eukaryota, Metazoa, Chordata, Lepidosauria, Squamata, Pythonidae.